AAUCGUUGACAUUGAAGGGCAACACAGGAGGAUUCAGAAGAAAUCCAGAGCUACUAUGACUAGCAGGAAUGACCAGAAGUCGCUGUGCUCGAAGGACGGCGAGGAAUUCCGGUGGAGCCAAGAGAGAUCUGAAAGGACGAGAAGCAGCCACCACGGAAGACCUUCUGCAGAAAAGAACAGAUCUGGAAGUGACGAGUUGGGCAGCGACAGGGACCGCCCCGAACGGCGGCCGUCCAACCCGAGGAAGAAGAAACGCUGCAUGAAGAGGGAGCUGGAACGCGAGGUGUCGGUGGAAGACAGCGACGAGGUGGGCGAGGAUGAAGAGGACGAGGAGGAGGAAGAAGAAGAAGGAGGAUUCGAACCAAGCCGGAAACGCGGGAGGAAGCCCAGCGGGCGACGACUGCGCGAUGGAGAGCGCGUCUGACAGCGCCGGGCGGCCAUCGCGGUCAUGUUCCUACUGUUCGCGCUGAUCCUCGCCGUCUGCAUGGUCUUCAUCCACGGCGGCAUAUCGCAGGAGGGACUGGUGCUAGCCAAGCGGCCAGCCGUCCCGGCGCCGUCGCCCAGGGAGAACACCAGCGCUCCUGCUGGCGGCUGCAAGAACAUCAGCGCCGCGGCGACGAAGCUAUCCAGCACCACACCUUCGCUCAGGGAGAACACUACCGCUCCUGCUGGCGGCUUCAGGAACCACGACAUGCUGUCAGUGAAGAUUCCCAACGCCAUGACGUCCCACAAGGCAAACAUCAACGCUCCUAGCGGUGGCCACAGGAAAUUCAACGCUAUACCGGCAAAGAUUCCCACAUCCACACCUUCACCCAGGGAGAAAGCUACCGCUCCUAGCGGUGGCCACAGGAAAUUCAACGCUAUACCGGCAAAGAUUCCCACACCCACACCUUCACCCAGGGAGAAAGCUACCGCUCCUAGCGGUGGCCACAGGAAAUUCAACGCUAUACCGGCAAAGAUUCCCACACCCACACCUUCACCCAGGGAGAAAGCUACCGCUCCUAGCGGUGGCCACAGGAAAUUCAACGCUAUACCGGCAAAGAUUCCCACACUCACACCGUCACCCAGGGGGAACGCUACCGCUCUUGCAGGCAGCCGCAGGAACCACGUCAUGCUGUCACCGAAGAUUCCCAAUGCCAUGACGUCACACAAGGCAAACAUCACCGCUCCUAGCGGUGGCCACAGGAAAUUCAACGCUAUACCGGCAAAGAUUCCCACACCCACACCGUCACCCAGGGGGAACGCUACCGCUCCUGCAGGCAGCCGCAGUAACUACAGCGCCAUCUAUGAUUUCAAUAAAUUUUAGCUAAAGUUA
Molecule: messenger RNA, 1315 nt
Organism: Bacillus rossius redtenbacheri
Lineage: Eukaryota; Metazoa; Arthropoda; Insecta; Phasmatodea; Bacillidae
Product: YTH domain-containing protein 1-like
Exons: 3
Coding region: 56-424 (122 amino acids)
Source: RefSeq, a predicted model, not a curated record